This is a messenger RNA of Penaeus monodon (black tiger shrimp), 563 nucleotides long. Its product is annotated as pollen-specific leucine-rich repeat extensin-like protein 3. The record is from RefSeq and is a predicted model, not a curated record. Bases 9 to 446 code for a protein of 145 amino acids. Gene Ontology annotation, cellular component: extracellular matrix. The transcript has 3 exons. Lineage: Eukaryota; Metazoa; Arthropoda; Malacostraca; Decapoda; Penaeidae.
CUCCAAGCAUGUCUCUCAAGGUCGCCGUCCUCGCCUGCAUGGCUGUCGUCGCUCUGUGCGACAAGGCCCCAGUCCACAACCCCCUUCCCCUCGUCUACACCCCUAGACCUGCCUACCACGCCCCUACACCUUAUCACGCCCCCGAGCCCGCCUAUCACGCCCCCGAGCCCGCCUAUCACGCCCCCGAGCCUGCCUAUCACGCCCCCGAACCUGCCUACUACGCCCCGAGCCUGCCUACCACGCCCAUGCACACUACGAGCCAGAAUACCCUGAUGUGCCCCCGAAGUACAACUACAACUACGGCGUCGCCGACGGUUACUCCGGCGCCAACUUCGCCGCCUCGGAGUCCCGCGACGGCUACAAGACCGAGGGCAGCUACACCGUCGACCUCCCCGACAGCCGCAAGCAGACCGUCAAGUACGUGGACAACGGCGAUGGUUAUGUAGCUGAGGUCACCUACGAGGGCGAGGCUCAGUACCCCGAGCACACGUCCGCCUACAAGCCCGCUCCCCCCGCCUAUGCUUAAGUAAUGAAUUGUUAUAGAGAGAAUGAUAUAAAGGAGU